AUGGAUUUAGACGUCCAAGACAAAGAUGACAAUGUUGUAGUGCAAUCUGGAAAUGAGAAGUUAAAGGAGUCCAUGAACAUAGUGGAAGGUGUAACAGCAAGGAGAGAUGUUAUAAUUGCACCUGAAGUGGGUAUGUUGUUUAAAAGUGAAGUAGAUAUGUAUGAUUUCUACAAGAAAUAUGCUUAUGCAGUGGGUUUUCCAAUCAAGAAAAGAAAUUCAAAGAAAGGGGAUGAUGGGGUUUUGAGAUAUUUGACAUUGACUUGUAGUCAUGAAGGCAGAAUAAUCAGUAAUAGCAGCAGUUCUUUGAAGCCGCGUCCAACAGUGAAGAUGGGUUGUAAAGCCAGAAUAUCUGCAUCUUCUGAUACUUUUGGGAAUUGGAGAAUUAACGUUGUAAACCUCGACCAUAAUCAUGACAUAAGUCCUUCUAAAUCCAAAUUAUAUCGAUGUAACAGACAAAUGAGCACACAUGUGAAACAAAAGCUUCAAAUGAAUGAUUUGGCAGGAAUCCCAUUGCAUAAAAGUUACAAUGUUGUAGUUGUUGAAGCAGGUGGAUAUGAGAACAUAACAUGUAUUGAAAAGGAUUGUCGUAACUACAUAGACCGAGUAAGACGCUUAAGACUUGGAGAAGGAGAUGCUGCAGCAAUUCAAACAUAUUUUUCGAAAAUGCAAGCACAAUGCCUAGGAUUUUAUUUCAGUAUGGAUUUGGACGAUGAAUCGCGUCUGCGAAAUGUAUUUUGGGCAGAUAAUCGGUGUAGGCAGGCUUACAAGGAGUUUGGUGAUGUCGUUACGUUUGAUACCACUUAUCUGACUAAUAAGUACGACAUGCCGUUCACCCCUUUUGUCGGAGUAAAUCAUCACGGGCAAUCAACACUACUUGGCUGUGAAUUUGAAGACGGUUGGAGAGCAAUGAUUGAGGAGUAUCACUUGCAUGAUAGUGAUUGGUUAUCUGGAUUGUACGAGAAUAGGGGACGUUGGUACGAACGUGCUCUUAGGAGUAAGGUUGAGAAGGAAUUUCAGGCUGAUUUUAAGUCAUUUUCGCAGAUGGUGCCCUGUGCAACACAAUUUGAAAUGGAGCAACAGUAUCAAUCAGUUUACACAAUUUCAAAAUUUUGUGAAGUUCAGGCAGAGUUCAUGGGAAAGGUGUAUUGUGACAUCCUGUCCACUUUUGAAAGAUGUUCCAAUAUGACGUAUGAAGUACGGGAAACAAUUAUGUGUGAGGGCCAUCGGAGGAAAAAGACGUAUAUCGUGGCAUACGAGAGAGAUAAAUGUGAAAUUAUUUGCACAUGUCACUUGUUCGAGUUUUGGGGGAUACUUUGCAAACAUGCGAUCACAGUGCUGGCUUGGAAUGACGUCACACAUAUUCCGGAUAAGUACAUACUACGGAGAUGGAUGAGAGAUGUUCGUAGAGCGCACACGAGAGUUGCAGUAAACUACGAUGGGUUAGUCAAUACUCCUACACAAUUGAGAUAUGAAGAGAUGUCUAACGAGUUUGCGCAACUCGUAAACCUUGCUGCAGAAGAUGAAAUACGUUCACGUGCGAUAGUGGAAUGGAUAAAAUACCAAUGCAAAGAGCUUACGACAACAAAAUCGAGUAUUGGAAGUAAUUUCGUGGAGCAAAACACUAUUUAG
Molecule: messenger RNA, 1629 nt
Organism: Olea europaea var. sylvestris
Lineage: Eukaryota; Viridiplantae; Streptophyta; Magnoliopsida; Lamiales; Oleaceae
Product: protein FAR-RED IMPAIRED RESPONSE 1-like
Exons: 3
Coding region: 1-1629 (542 amino acids)
Molecular function (GO): zinc ion binding
Source: RefSeq, a predicted model, not a curated record